Cajanus cajan (pigeon pea) is the source of this 1251-nucleotide messenger RNA. RefSeq lists its product as uncharacterized. Gene Ontology annotation, cellular component: cytoplasm. The record is from RefSeq and is a predicted model, not a curated record. Lineage: Eukaryota; Viridiplantae; Streptophyta; Magnoliopsida; Fabales; Fabaceae. Gene Ontology annotation, molecular function: electron-transferring-flavoprotein dehydrogenase activity; flavin adenine dinucleotide binding.
UGUUUGAUACUUUUAAAUAUAAAUAAUGUCAUGCAACAAUUGCAUUAGAUCGGACAAGUGAUAUUCAAAGAAAGGAAGCAAAAAAAUAUUAAUCGAAAUGGAAAAAGAAGGGAAGAAAGUGGUGAUCAUAGGAGGUGGUAUUGCAGGUUCCCUCGUCGCCAAAAAUCUACAAUCGCAUGCCCAUGUCACCCUCAUUGAUCCGAAGGAAUAUUUUGAGAUUACAUGGGCAAGUUUGAGGUCAAUGGUUCAACCAUCUUUUGCAGAGAGGUCUUUGAUCAAUCAUAGAGAUUACCUUACCCAUGGUGACAUUGUCACAUCCUAUGCUGUCAAUAUUACAGAAACAGAAGUGUGGACUGCAGAGGGUCGUCGAAUAAACUAUGACUAUCUUAUCAUCGCAACUGGCCAUGCAGAUCAUGUUCCUAAAAGCAGACCUGAAAGACUUGAUCAAUUCAAAGAAGAGAAUGAAAAGAUAAAAUCGGCUGAUUCUAUUCUAAUUGUUGGAGGAGGUCCAACUGGCGUGGAACUUGCUGGAGAAAUAGCUAUUGAUUUUCCAGACAAGAAGAUUACACUAGUGCACAAAGGACCAAGGUUGUUGGAUUUCGUAGGAACAAAUGCUGCAGACAAGACUCUAAAAUGGUUGGAAUCAAAGAAUGUCGUUGUGAAAUUAGAGCAAUCAGUUGACUUAAACGCAUUUAGAGAUGGAUUGAAGAUAUAUCAAACAUCAAAUGGAGAGAACAUUGUCGCAGAUUGUCAUUUCUUAUGUUUAGGGAAACCACUUGGUUCAACAUGGCUUAAUGAAACUGUGUUGAAGAAUGACUUGGAUUUUCUAGGAAGGAUUAAGGUAGAUGAACAAUUGAGAGUCAAGGGUUGGAGCAACAUUUUUGCAAUUGGAGAUAUUACAGAUGUUCCAGAAAUCAAGCAAGGGUUUGCAGCACAACAACAUGCUGAAGUGGUUGCAAGGAACUUGAAGGUGAUGAUUGAGGGUGGCAAAAAACAAUGUAAUCGAUGUGGGACGGAAACUUACAAGCCACAAUUAGAAAUGGCAAUAGUUUCACUUGGGAGGAAAGAAGCAGUGGCACAGUUCCCAUUCUUGACAAUAAUUGGAAGAUUUCCUGGAUACAUCAAAUCGGGAGAUUUGUUUGUAGGUAGAACAAGAAAACAAAUGGGACUCAACCCUAAUAUUUGAUAUUGUAUUGACUCAAUUUUAUGCAUAGUAUUCAUGCAAAUUAAUUACAGAAUCAAUUUUUUCAA